Ipomoea nil (Japanese morning glory) is the source of this 2107-nucleotide messenger RNA. Its product is annotated as protein NRT1/ PTR FAMILY 6.2-like. Gene Ontology annotation, molecular function: transmembrane transporter activity. The coding region runs from base 139 to 1887 and encodes 582 amino acids. Gene Ontology annotation, cellular component: membrane. The record is from RefSeq and is a predicted model, not a curated record. Gene Ontology annotation, biological process: oligopeptide transport; transmembrane transport. NCBI's taxonomy places the organism in Eukaryota, Viridiplantae, Streptophyta, Magnoliopsida, Solanales, Convolvulaceae. The transcript is spliced from 6 exons.
ACAUUCCAAGCAUCCAAGUGUGAGUUGGAGAAUUGAGAGAAUAAUAUAUAGCAGCCUUGAGAGAGAUUCUGUCACAGUUCUCUUUUUCACUUUUAUCAACUCGAGAAUCUUUUCACUGUUGAACUUCCUUUGAAGGAAAUGGAGAGAAAGAUGAGUUGGACAGUUGCAGAUGCUGUGGAUUACAAGGGAUUCCCAGCUGAUAAGUCUAAAACUGGUGGAUGGGUUCCUGCUGCACUUAUUCUAGGAAUUGAAAUUGUGGAGAGGCUUUCCACCAUGGGAAUAGCUGUGAAUCUUGUGACAUACUUGGGUGGGACUAUGCAUCUUCCUAGUUCAACCUCAGCCAACAUUGUGUCUGACUUCAUGGGCACUUCCUUUCUUCUGUGCUUGCUUGGAGGUUUUCUUGCUGAUUCUUUCCUCGGAAGAUUCAAAACCAUUGCAAUCUUUUCCGCUGUACAAAUGCUGGGGACUGGCACUUUAGCAUUAGCAACAAAACUCCCACAACUAAGGCCAUCACCAUGCAAUCCUCACCAAGCUUGCCAAGAAGCCAAUGGUUUUCAAAUGGGGAUUCUAUACCUAGCCCUCUACCUCAUAGCCUUGGGCACCGGCGGCCUGAAGUCGAGCGUCUCCGGCUUCGGGACCGACCAAUUCGACGACAAAGACGAGAAAGAAAAGGCACAAAUGGCGUAUUUCUUCAACAGGUUCUUCUUCUUCAUCAGCAUAGGAACUCUCACUGCUGUCACAGUGCUGGUGUACAUCCAAGAUGAAGUUGGGAGAAGUUUGGGGUAUGGGAUUUGCUCCAUUGCCAUGGUUGUCGCCAUUGUUGUGUUCUUGUCGGGGACUACGAGGUAUAGGUACAAGAAAAGCUCGGGAAGUCCGAUUGUCCACAUAUUUCAGGUCAUUGUUGGUGCUGUUAGGAAGAGGAAUCUGGACCUCCCCUAUGAUGUUGGCAUGCUAUAUGAGACCACUCCCGAGCCUUCAAGAAUUCAUCACACUGAUCAAUUCCUGUGUUUGGACAAGGCUGCAAUAGUUGCAGAAGGGGAUUUUGAGGAGAAUAUCAACGGUGGUUCAUCAUCCCCAAAUCCAUGGAAGCUAAGCCCAGUGACAAGGGUGGAGGAAGUGAAAAUGAUGGCUAGACUACUCCCAAUCUGGGCCACAACCAUAAUCUUCUGGACAACCUAUGCUCAAAUGAUCACAUAUUCAGUCAUCCAAGCCACCACCAUGGACAGAUCAAUGGGGAGUUUCAAGAUUCCGGCAGGCUCCCUCACCGUCUUCUUCGUAGCUGCCAUUCUCAUCACCUUGGCUCUCUACGAUCGCAUCGUCAUGCCCCUUUGGAAGAAAUGGAAAGGAACCCCAGGCUUCACCAACUUGCAAAGAAUUGCACUAGGCCUUGUUCUGUCAACAGUAGGAAUGGCAGUAUCAGCCCUAAUAGAGAAGAAGAGGUUAGCAGCUGCAAAUUCGGAGGGCCGACACAACUCAACCUUAACCAUGAGUGUGUUUUACCUAAUCCCACAGUUCUUCCUGGUCGGAUCUGGGGAAGCCUUCAUGUACACCGGCCAGCUCGAUUUCUUCCUCACCCAAUCCCCAAAGAGCAUGAAAACCAUGAGCACAGGCCUCUUCUUGACCACCCUUUCCCUCGGUUUCUUCGUCAGCAGCUUCCUGGUAUCUGUUGUCAAGAAGGUGACGUCAGCUAGCCAUGGCGGCCAGGACUGGCUGGCAGAUAACAUCAACUACGGACGCCUGGAUUUGUUCUACUGGCUUUUGGCUGGUCUGGGAGUGAUUAACUUUGUUGUGUACCUGAUUUGCUCGAUCUGGUUUAAGCCCAGGAAGAAUAAAUCUGCUGUAGAAAUGGAGACGGUGAUGAAUGGGAAUGGUGAAGAGAAGUGUUAGUUAGUUAGCGUUUCUUCUUCAUUAUAUUCUUCUUCUUUUUAUGUGCAAAAACAAAAAACAAAAAAAGAAGAAGAAAUUUAGGGGUGAGUUUUUUAGUUUCUAGUACUGCAACGACAGUGUACAUAGAGGAAUGAUGCUGUGUCUUUUGGCAUUGUUGUCUCUGUUUCUGUAUUUGUGUUUGAUCAAUUUCAAUGGAAGUGUGUUGGAAUAUCAAUUAUUA